Messenger RNA from Diuraphis noxia (Russian wheat aphid), 2159 nucleotides. RefSeq names its product facilitated trehalose transporter Tret1-like. Gene Ontology annotation, cellular component: membrane. NCBI's taxonomy places the organism in Eukaryota, Metazoa, Arthropoda, Insecta, Hemiptera, Aphididae. Gene Ontology annotation, biological process: transmembrane transport. Gene Ontology annotation, molecular function: transmembrane transporter activity. The record is from RefSeq and is a predicted model, not a curated record.
AGUAACGACAAAAACAUAUUAUAAUAUUAUAAAUUUAUAAUACAUUAGUGAUAAUCCUCGAAGUCGUUGCGUAUCCAGUGCACCCUAUACAUUAUAUAUAUUCACACACAAGUAAACAUAAUAAUAUGAUGAUAAUAAUAAUGUGUACAGUCAUCUGACACCGGUUUGAAGCCGUCCAAAUGACGUUGGAUUUCUGGAGAGAAUCGUAGCAAUGUAGUAACGCUUGAACAGUCGAACUUCAGUGCGCCGUUAUAUUAGCUCGAACGCGUUACGCCUGCAGCUAUUACACCUAUAUCAUCAUUCAUCGGCAACGUCGUACAUCUUUAUAACGACACUGAAAUUUAUAAUAAUAAUAUUAUUGUGAUUUAUGCAUAAAAACCUGUACCGCAGAGUAAUACCGGCGACAUUUUUUUUUAAAUAUAAUAUAAUACUUUAUAUGCGAGUGUAACCCUAUUGAAACCGUUUAACCCGUUGAAUUACUUCAGUUUAUUAUUUUUAUGAUGGAAGAAAACGCGCCGGGGCCGAGCACGCAACCAGAACCGCCCGUAGUGGUAAACGUUCAAAAACCUUUAAAUAAUUCUUCAAUGACGCAGGGAUUCUUAUCCGUAAUAUCUUUACUACCAUGUGUGAUUUCCGGGUCCAUUUUGGGAUUUACUGGUGUGUCGAUGUGGAAUUUGCCUCUGRCGUAUCGAAAUGCGACGUGGUUCGCUAGUCUGGCCGCUCUGGGUGCGGCAGGCGGGUGCCUGAUCUCUCACAGCUUGAUGAACGCGUUCGGACCCAGGGGUUCGGUGCUGCUGAGUCACGUGGUUUGCGCCAUCGGUUGGAUGCUGACGUUCACCAGCUGGACCACCACCAACCUCCUUGUGGGACGCGCGCUCACCGGCGUGUUCGUGGGCGUCGUGUCUGUGGCGGCCACCGCGCACAGUUCCGAGUGUUUCCCGACGCGGCCCACCGCACGGCCGGUCGUCUAUACCGCCAUCGGAGUACUAUGCGUGUACUUGGCCGGUUCACUGCUCAGCUACGCACAAACGGCCGCCGUGAUCACAGUGGUCACCAUCGUAUCAUUCAUUCUCGUCCGGGCGUUCGUGCCAGAGAGCCCGGCGUGGCUGGAGGCCCGCGGUCGCACCGGUGACGCCGAGUACUCCAGGCUCAGGUUGAGACUCCAGCGGCAGACGAAUGCUGGAGCGAUGGAAGACGGUGUGGAACCUUCGACCCGCACCGGARACAGAYCCACGGAAACCGAGGCCAUCUACCGGCGAGUCCACCAGCCCGAGGUCUACCGACCGUUGCUGGCGCUAGCCCUACACUUGGCCCUACAGCAAAUGUCCGGCUCGAUGGUUUUGGUGUCGUUCGCCUCGCAAAUGGUGGGCGACUCUGGCGUGCGCGUGCUCAACGGCCACUUCGUGGCGGCCGUAUUGGCCGCCUUCCUUGUGGCCGGCGCCCUCGUGUCCACCGCCAUGGACCACCGGGAAUCGUCGGCCACACUGGCGGCUGCUGGCACGCUGACGGCCGGCGUCGUCAUCGCCGUCUACAACCUGAUCCGCCGGAUGUUCCUCAACCGGCUCGGCUCGCAGCUGUUGAGCUUCAUCCCGUUGCUGGGUCUGAUCGUGUUUUCCAUGUCCAGCAGCGUCGGUCUGGUUCCUCACUCGCCCGUUCCACGCUAUGCGGUGGGCGAACACGUGGCCCUAGCGUUYGGGUACACCGUCGCCUUCGCAGUCAUAAAGUGCUAUCCGUACGUGCACGCCGCCCUCGGCUGGUGGGUGUUCGCUGUUUUCGCGGUCGCGUCCGCCCUGAACAUCGUUUACGGCGUAUUGAUGUUUUCUGAACCGGAGUCCUCCAAACAGCAGCGAAACAUCGCAGCCAAACGAUCAUCGGCUGGACCGGCAGUUUAACUGUACCACUAUUGACGGUUAAAUAAUAUAAUAUUACAUUUUGCUGCAUUCUUCAACAUGUGAUUUAAGUACGUCACGAGAAAACGAUUUAGAGCGAUGAACACCCACACACACACACACACACACAGAUAUAAUGUUUAGAAUCGUAUUAGGUACUUAAUAUAGUUUAUAGUAAUUUAUUAGAAUGAUUGUAAUUAUUGUGAAGGUCCCUGUGAAGAUUUAUCAUAUUACCUAUUAUAGUAAAAUAAUAAUGUAACUACACUUUUA